Messenger RNA from Mus caroli (Ryukyu mouse), 4622 nucleotides. It is a transcript of the gene Cntn2, whose product is annotated as contactin 2. Gene Ontology annotation, cellular component: plasma membrane; axon. Gene Ontology annotation, biological process: axon guidance; cell-cell adhesion; brain development. Gene Ontology annotation, molecular function: cell-cell adhesion mediator activity. The record is from RefSeq and is a predicted model, not a curated record. NCBI's taxonomy places the organism in Eukaryota, Metazoa, Chordata, Mammalia, Rodentia, Muridae.
CACACACAUACGCACCCUCGCCCGCUGCCGCCACGCCAGGACAGCCAGUGGCUAAAGCCGGCGGGGCCAAGCAGCCCCGAGGCUGGCGGCAGAGUCUACUCACCAGGCAGCUGCAGCACUGCCCCAGCCAACACCCUUCCCGCACUCUAGGUGUGUCUCAGUCUCCAGUUGACUCUCCUGGAGCUGGGUUGCGGCUCCUCUCUUCUGGACACUGCCUUUGCCUGAAACCCACCAUGGGAGCACCGGCCAGGAAAAGGGCAAGCUUGCUGCUGCUGCUGCUGGCCACAAUGGCUCUGGUCUCCUCUCCAGGAUGGAGUUUUUCCCAGGGAACCCCAGCUACCUUUGGACCCGUCUUUGAAGAGCAACCUGUUGGCCUGCUAUUCCCAGAGGAGUCUGCAGAGGAUCAGGUGACACUGGCGUGCCGUGCCCGAGCUAGCCCUCCAGCCACCUAUAGGUGGAAGAUGAACGGCACAGAGAUGAGCCUGGAACCUGGCUCCCGUCACCAGCUGAUGGGGGGCAACCUGGUCAUCAUGAGUCCCACCAAGGCACAGGAUGCUGGUGUCUACCAAUGCCUAGCCUCUAACCCAGUAGGCACUGUCGUCAGCAAGGAAGCUGUCCUCCGCUUCGGCUUUCUACAGGAAUUCUCCAAGGAGGAGAGAGACCCUGUGAAAACCCACGAGGGCUGGGGGGUGAUGCUGCCCUGUAACCCACCUGCCCACUACCCAGGUUUGUCCUACCGCUGGCUCCUCAACGAGUUCCCCAACUUCAUCCCAACGGAUGGGCGUCACUUCGUGUCCCAGACCACAGGGAACCUGUACAUCGCCCGCACCAAUGCCUCGGACCUGGGCAACUACUCUUGCCUGGCUACCAGCCACCUGGACUUCUCCACCAAGAGCGUCUUCAGCAAAUUCGCGCAGCUCAACCUGGCUGCUGAAGAUCCCCGACUCUUUGCUCCCAGUAUCAAAGCCCGGUUCCCCCCAGAGACCUACGCACUGGUUGGGCAGCAGGUCACCCUGGAGUGCUUUGCCUUUGGGAACCCUGUUCCCAGGAUAAAGUGGCGCAAAGUAGAUGGUUCCUUGUCCCCUCAGUGGGGCACAGCAGAGCCCACCCUGCAGAUCCCCAGCGUGAGCUUUGAAGAUGAGGGUACCUACGAAUGUGAGGCAGAGAACUCCAAGGGCCGUGACACCGUCCAGGGACGCAUCAUUGUGCAAGCUCAGCCUGAGUGGCUAAAGGUGAUCUCAGACACAGAAGCCGACAUUGGUUCCAACUUACGCUGGGGCUGUGCCGCAGCAGGCAAGCCUCGGCCCAUGGUGCGCUGGCUGAGAAACGGGGAGCCUCUGGCCUCCCAGAACCGGGUAGAGGUCUUGGCUGGGGACCUGCGAUUCUCUAAGCUGAACCUGGAGGACUCUGGCAUGUACCAGUGUGUGGCAGAAAACAAGCAUGGCACCAUCUAUGCCAGUGCUGAGCUGGCUGUACAAGCUCUGGCCCCAGACUUCAGGCAGAACCCUGUGAGGCGGCUGAUCCCUGCAGCCCGAGGGGGAGAGAUCACUAUCCCGUGCCAGCCCCGUGCGGCUCCAAAAGCUACAAUACUGUGGAGCAAGGGUACUGAGAUUCUGGGGAACAGUACCAGAGUGACUGUCACUUUGGACGGCACCUUGAUUAUCAGAAACAUCAGUCGAUCAGAUGAAGGCAAAUAUACCUGCUUUGCUGAGAACUUCAUGGGCAAAGCCAACAGUACCGGGAUCCUGUCUGUGCGAGAUGCAACGAAGAUCACUCUAGCUCCUUCGAGUGCUGACAUCAAUGUGGGUGAUAACCUGACUCUACAGUGCCACGCCUCGCAUGACCCCACUAUGGACCUCACGUUCACCUGGACCCUGGAUGACUUCCCUGUUGACUUUGAUAAGCCUGGAGGUCACUACCGGAGAGCCAGCGUGAAGGAGACCAUCGGGGACCUGACUAUCCUGAAUGCCCAGCUACGCCACGGAGGGACAUACACAUGCAUGGCCCAGACAGUGGUGGACGGUGCAUCCAAGGAGGCUACAGUCCUGGUCCGAGGUCCCCCAGGUCCCCCUGGGGGUGUGGUGGUGAGAGACAUUGGAGACACUACUGUUCAGCUUAGCUGGAGUCGUGGCUUUGACAAUCACAGCCCCAUUGCCAAGUACACCCUGCAAGCACGGACUCCACCCUCAGGGAAAUGGAAGCAGGUUCGGACCAAUCCUGUGAAUAUCGAGGGCAACGCGGAGACUGCCCAGGUGCUGGGGCUCAUGCCUUGGAUGGACUAUGAGUUUCGGGUUUCAGCUAGCAACAUCUUGGGCACUGGGGAGCCCAGCGGCCCCUCCAGCAAAAUUCGCACUAAGGAAGCAGUCCCCUCUGUGGCACCAUCUGGACUCAGUGGAGGGGGAGGAGCCCCUGGAGAGCUUACCAUCAACUGGACUCCCAUGUCACGGGAGUACCAGAAUGGAGACGGCUUCGGCUACCUGCUGUCCUUCCGCAGGCAAGGCAGCUCCAGUUGGCAGACGGCCCGGGUGCCCGGUGCUGAUACCCAGUACUUCGUCUACAGCAAUGACAGCAUCCAUCCCUACACACCCUUUGAGGUCAAGAUCCGAAGCUACAAUCGCCGGGGGGAUGGGCCCGAGAGCCUCACUGCCAUCGUGUACUCGGCAGAGGAAGAGCCCAAGGUGGCCCCUGCCAAGGUCUGGGCCAAGGGUUCCUCAUCCUCAGAGAUGAACGUGAGCUGGGAGCCUGUGCUACAAGACAUGAACGGCAUCCUCCUGGGAUAUGAGAUUCGCUACUGGAAAGCCGGGGACAAAGAAGCAGCCGCUGACCGAGUGAGGACGGCAGGGCUAGACUCCAGUGCCCGAGUCACCGGCCUGUACCCCAACACCAAGUACCACGUAACUGUGAGGGCCUACAACCGGGCUGGCACCGGACCAGCUAGCCCUUCAGCUGAUGCCAUGACCAUGAAGCCCCCACCACGGCGACCUCCUGGUAACAUCUCCUGGACUUUCUCAAGUUCCAGCCUCAGCCUUAAGUGGGACCCUGUGGUUCCUCUCCGAAAUGAAUCUACAGUCACUGGCUACAAGAUGUUGUAUCAGAAUGACCUGCAGCCAACUCCUAUGCUCCACCUCACCAGCAAGAACUGGAUAGAAAUACCAGUACCUGAAGACAUCGGUCACGCUCUGGUGCAGAUUCGAACCACGGGGCCUGGAGGGGAUGGGAUGCCAGCCGAAGUCCACAUUGUGAGAAAUGGAGGCACCAGCAUGAUGGUAGAGAGCGCAGCUGUCCGCCCUGCACAUCCUGGCCCUGUGUUCUCCUGCAUGGUUGUACUGAUGCUCGCCGGCUGCCAGAGGCUCUGAUCUCAACGCUGCCCACCACACCCAAGCUGGACACCCACCCUAACAGACACAGCGGCUGGCCACAGCCCCCCUCCAACGCCAAGGUGGUUCAACACUGCCUGAGAGUGGCUGGCUUAGAUACCUACUCCCAACAGUACCCUUUACGUAGGAGGUAGGAUAUUUCUAUUCUGCCACAGGAUAGAACCAGGCAAGGAAUUUCUCUUUAAAUCAAGAGGCACUGGGCAGUGACUUCCAUGAUAAUACUAGACCUAAUGCCUGGACCCUCUGGGGUCCUGGACAGAAGGAACAAGCCUUUGGAUAGAAGGUGUUUGAUAUACAUCUUCAGAUCAAGUGGACGGCCCUCUGGGGCUACAAGUGGGCACUGCCAUCUCUCAUCUCUCUGGGAUGAGAGUCCCAGGCCCAGCAGGAACAUGGGCAGCAGUGGGCUAUCAAUUUCCCUCUAUGAAGCAGAGGGACCUCUCCUAGUCCUUGCUGGAGAAGCACCACAGUUAGUCCCCACGUGGUCUUCCGUGGCUCCCCGGCAGUCCUGCUUACUCAGUAGCCAAGAACAAGGCCCUGGGUUACUGGGGAUCAGAGCUCUAAAGGGUUGAGAGGCUACACCACCUGAUGGAAAGGGGCACCAGACUAAGGCCCAUUCACCACCCCGGUGGCACUGCCCUCUCAGCCAGCACUGCCAUCCCUGCCAUCCUCCAGAUGGAAUGGUGGAGUGACAGGGCCACUUGAGGUGGCUAUGUGACUAAAGGGCUUGUCUCGAGGAGUUGCCUUGCCUCAUCGGGAUGCUCCCUUCGUGGACCCUCCAGGGUAGGGGCAGGCGACGCCCAUCUGAAUGCCGUGCCCUUCCCUUCAGCUCUGCUGCAGACUUGUGCCUGCCUCCUCCUCCCAUAACUGCAGGCCCUGGAAACCAGCUCUCAACACAGCAUCCAUUCUUUUUCCUGGGAUGGAGAGGCAUCUGAGAAGGGCCAGAAUCAAUGUGGUCCUGCCUGCUUCCAGGAAUACCCUCCAUCACCUGGCCACACAUGUUCCCCAAACUGCCUGGACUCUCUUGGGUCCCCAGAAGUAAAGAGUUAAUAAGGUGGUGGAGGUGAAGGCAGCCUGCCUUGAGCUCUGGGUACAUUACCAGUGACAGACCAGACUACAGGAGCUGAAGAAGCCUUAUAGCUUGACUUAUCCAUACCUUGCCCUUAACAGAUGAGGAAAUGAUGCCGGGCAGUGGUGGCGCACACCUUUAAUCCCAGCACUUGGGAGACAGAGGCAGGCGGAUUUCUG